AGAUAUUUACGCUAGAUGUCUAUCGUAAAUAAAUGCAAGUGUAUUUGCGUGCACGCACAUGCACGAGAGAAGUACUUUUGAACAAUCGAGUGUAAUUUAUGGCUUUUAUGUAAUUUGUGUAGCAUUUUUACUUUCCUCUUGGAUUUUUUCGAUUUAAGCAGUCAGGAAAUGUGUUUGCUUAGUAGAACGAUUUAUACAACGACAAAGCGAACAAGUUAACCUAGAAAUCUAACCUCAAAACAGUAUCUCUGAGAAAAAUACUAAUAGCCGUUGCGAUGGCAGACGUACGUGAUAUUCUGGACAUUGAGGUACCGACAACCACAGAACUUACGAAGGAGUCAAUAUUGGGCAGUGACAAAAAGAGCCGCAAGCGAUAUGACUACAAUAAAAUGCCAAAACGUCCCGAGGGUAUGCACCGCGAGGUAUUUGCCCUCCUCUGCAAGGAUAAUAACGAUGUGCCGCCGUUGUUUCCGACCGAUACUGCGAAGGGGUACAAGCAGGUGCGAGCUAAGCUUGGUAUGAAGAAGGUCAGACCAUGGAAGUGGACGCCGUUUACCAAUCCAGCUCGCACGGACGGCGCUGUCUUUCAUCACUGGCGGCGUGUCGCCGAUGCUGGCAAGGAGUAUCCCUUCGCUAAGUUCAAUAAGAAAGUUCCUAUUCCUACGUACACGAAUGCCGAAUACGUACAACACUUGGUGAUUAACGGCUGGACAAAAGCGGAGACUGAUCAUCUGUUCGAUUUAUGCAGAAGAUUUGACCUUAGGUUCAUUAUCAUCAAAGACAGGUGGGAUUGUGCCAACUUCCCUGCCAGAUCUGUAGAAGACUUGAAAGAGAGGUACUAUCAGGUGUGUGCUGCAUUGACAAAGGCAAAAUCUCACUCUGACAAAGUCUACAUCUUUGACGCUGAACACGAGAAGCGCAGAAAGGAACAGUUGAAGAAGCUGUUUGAACGUACUCCAGAACAGGUGGAGGAAGAGCAGACUCUACUGGCUGAAUUGCGCAAGAUUGAGCAAAGGAAGAAAGAGAGAGACAGGAAGACUCAAGAUUUGCAGAAGUUAAUUACAGCAGCUGAUCAUCAGGCAGACCCCAGAAAGAGCGAGAGAAAAUCUUCCAAAAAGAGCAGUAGCUCUUCUAGAAAUAGACCAAACAAAACUGAUGCUUCUCAUGCUGUAGAGUCAGCGGGAAUUAAAUUUCCUGAUUUUAAGAAUAGUGGCGUUACUCUUCGUUCUCAAAGAAUCAAGUUACCAAGUAGCCUUGGUCAAAAGAAAAUGAAAGGCAUUGAGCAAAUGUUGAAUGAGUUGCAUCUAGAAUUGAAUCCACCACCAACGGAGCAAAUAUGUCAGCAAUUUAACGAACUGCGCAGCGAUAUAGUUUUGCACUACGAAUUGAGAAGUGCGUUAUCGACAUGCGAUUAUGAAUUGCAAUCUUUAAGACACCAGUACGAAGCGUUGGCACCGGGGAAGACUUUAACAAUACCACCGGCGCUUCUACCAAAAACAGAACCGGAAGUCAAAGCGGAAAUCAUAGACGUGGUAGGAUCACCCACUACGCCCAGUAUUACUCAUUAAUUCAAAAUAAUCUUCAUGUAAGAUAGGAAUUAAUCAAGUAAGUUCUGUACAUAUUUCUCUUUUAAGUUAUUAACAUGCCACUGAAAAUUAUCGGCAUACAUAACGAUGUAUUAUAUUAGCAAGCAAUUUUUAUUUUAUAAUAAAGAAAUAAACAAUUUAAGAAUACACAAUGUCGUGCGGUGUACCUCUCACCUUGCUGACAUGCGAGUAGUAUGAUGAAAUAACGAGAAGACGAUGGUAAUUACUUAUAUAUCUGUGUAUUUUAUAUUGUCGACAAAAAGUAACAAUGUACGGUCAAACCGUAUAAUUUAUCUACAACAAUCUACAAUAGAUUACAAUAUGUUUUGUUUUGUUCUUGAGGGUAUAGGGAAGGGAGGGUGUGUGCUCAAGAGGAAAGAGGGAGGAAAUACAAGAUUGGGUCGGGACUGGACGGGAGGGAGGGGGAGGGGAGGUCGUGGAUCGGCAAGUGUGAAGGGUGUCAGAUGGUCGUCGAUGCAGGCCUUUCUUCGUUCGUGCUCCGUUACUCGCGUUACAGUUGACUCGUUUUUUUUUGUUCUUUUUUUCCUUUUAAUCCUAUGAUAAAUUAUUCGAGAUAGCUCUAGAGCCGUACUUGGUACGGAAUAAUGCGUUAUAUCUGCGACAAUAAUCGACAAACCAGCGGUCGUGUGUCCCGCCUAUUUAACGCUGUUGCGUUUCGCGAGGACUCCGCUGAUCGAAAAAAUGCGAGACGAAAGAGAGAGA
Molecule: messenger RNA, 2309 nt
Organism: Solenopsis invicta (red fire ant)
Lineage: Eukaryota; Metazoa; Arthropoda; Insecta; Hymenoptera; Formicidae
Gene: DMAP1
Product: DNA methyltransferase 1-associated protein 1
Exons: 5
Coding region: 276-1568 (430 amino acids)
Biological process (GO): DNA repair; negative regulation of transcription by RNA polymerase II; chromatin remodeling
Cellular component (GO): Swr1 complex; NuA4 histone acetyltransferase complex; nucleus
Molecular function (GO): transcription corepressor activity
Source: RefSeq, a predicted model, not a curated record